Blastomyces gilchristii SLH14081 is the source of this 2320-nucleotide messenger RNA. RefSeq names its product acetoacetate-CoA ligase. Gene Ontology annotation, biological process: lipid metabolic process. Gene Ontology annotation, molecular function: acetoacetate-CoA ligase activity. The record is from RefSeq and is a predicted model, not a curated record. NCBI's taxonomy places the organism in Eukaryota, Fungi, Ascomycota, Eurotiomycetes, Onygenales, Ajellomycetaceae. The coding region runs from base 41 to 2320 and encodes 759 amino acids. The transcript has 2 exons. Gene Ontology annotation, cellular component: cytosol.
CGCCCAUUCAGCAAGCGUAUAAAACUAAAUAUAAAUCCAAAUGCCGUCUACGGACAAUACCUCGAGCAAUGGCGAUGCCACAUUAGCCAAACAACUAUGGCAUCCCUCGUCCCCCGGAAAUACUAGAAUUCACAAGUUCAUGACCCUCGUGAGCCAGAAAUACGGCCUACAACUCACCAACUAUCACGAUCUCUGGCAGUGGAGUGUUUCUGAGCCAGCAACCUUCUGGGAGGAAGUGUGGCACUUUACCGGUGUCAAGGCGCAGAAAACAUACGAUAAGGUUCUAGAUAAGGACACCCCUCUAUUCCCCAAACCAGUCUUCUUCCAAGGAAGUCUCCUCAAUUUCGCCGAAAACCUCCUCUUCCCCGCAAGCAAUCCAGACGAAAACUCCGUCGCCGUCAUUGCCGCCACCGAAUCCACCCGGGAACACAUCUCAUGGAAGGAUCUUCGAGAGCGCGUCCGGCGCUGUGCCCUAUCGCUGCGUGAAGCCGGCGUCGUCAAGGGGGACCGUGUCGCCGGUUUCGUGGGCAAUCAUGCAAACACCGUCGUGGCCAUGCUGGCUGCUACCUCUAUAGGUGCCCUGUGGAGUGCUGUUUCGACCGAUACCGGUGUGCAUGCCGUGCUGGAACGGCUGCAGCAGAUUGAGCCCGUCAUUCUCUUCGUGGACAAUGCAUCCCCUUACAACGGGAAAGUCCACCCAACACACGCCAAGGUCGUCGAGCUGACGGCAAGCCUUGCCUCGUUGCGCUACGUCGUGGUCUUCGAUGCUGUGCAAGGCUAUGAGUUCGAUGUGGAAUCAGUGAAAUCGCCAAAUGGCCGAUCCAUCACUUUUGCUGACUUUCUUAAUACUUCGUCGUCGUUGAAAGAUUCGUCUGCACCCUUGCGGUUCGAGCCUCUCCCACCUGACCACCCGGUCUAUAUUCUUUAUUCAUCGGGUACAACUGGCGCCCCCAAGCCAAUUGUCCAUGGUGCUCUCGGCACGCUCAUACAGCACAAGAAGGAACAUGCGCUCCAUGGCGACAUCGGUCCCGGCGAUCGGUUGUUCUACUUCACCACCACAACCUGGAUGAUGUGGCACUGGCUUGUCUCUGCUCUGGCCAGUGGCGCAAGUAUAGUGUUUAUGACGGCUCCCCAUUCCGGCCCUGGACACAGAGGAUGGGAAAGGCGAUAUGGCCAUGCCCCGCCUCAUCGACGAACUGCACAUCACCCACUUCGGCACAUCUGCAAGUACCUCUCCAUCCUCGAACAGUCCGUCCUAAAUCCAACAAAACACCUCCACAGACCCGUCCAGCUGCGAACCCUGAAAGCCAUCUUCAGCACCGGCUCCCCACUCGCCCCGUCAACUUUCGACUACGUAUAUUCCUCCAUCCACCCAGACAUCAUGCUCGGCUCUAUCACAGGCGGCACAGACAUCAUCUCGCUCUUUGGCGCAUCCUGCCCCAUCCUCCCCGUCUACCGCGGGGAAAUCCAAUGCCGCGGCCUGGGCAUGGCCGUUUCUGUCUUCGACUACGCCGGCAAGGACAUCAGCGCCACCGACGCCGCGGGCGACCUCGUGUGUACGGUACCUUUCCCAGCCCAGCCAGUUAUGUUUUGGCCGCCAGGACCCGUAGGCGAAGAGAAGUAUCGUAAGAGCUACUUCGACCUCUUCGGCCCGUCAACAUGGCACCAUGGCGACUUUGUGAAAGUCAACAGCAAGACGGGCGGGAUGGAGAUGCUGGGUCGUAGCGAUGGGGUGCUCAAGCCGGCUGGAGUGAGGUUCGGCAGCGCGGAGAUCUACAAUAUUAUCCUAAAGCAUUUUGCGAAUGAGGUUGAGGAUUCGCUGUGUAUUGGCCGGAGACGGAAUGGGAUUGAGAAUGAUGAGACGGUUGUGUUGUUUGUGAAGCUGGCCAGGUCCAUUUCUCCCGUCACCACCACCACCACCACCACUACUACUACUACUACUACCACGACUUCCGCUUCUACAUCAGCAUCAGUCUCCGCAUCAGUCUCAGCAUCUUCGUCAACGGUAUCGAUAUCCAACAGCGAUAGCGUACAGGACAUCCUCGCCACCGACGACGAUAACACCAACAACAACAAAACACAACUACUCAUGCCCCCCGACCUCGCCAGCCGGAUCCAGGCCACUAUCCGCAAGGAACUCAGCGCGCGCCAUGUGCCUGCGAUUGUAGACGCGUGCCCGGAGAUCCCCGUGACGACCAACGGCAAGAAAGUCGAGAAUGCGGUGAAACAGAUUCUGUGUGGAUUGAAUAUCAAGACUGGGGCGAGCGUGGCUAAUGCGGAGUGUUUGGAGUGGUAUCGGAGGUGGGCGGUGGAGAAUUGA